AUUCGACAACCAGAUGGCACAAGUCAGAUUGUUUCGUUGCAAGAACUUCAAGGUAUACUUUCCGAACGCUUUUCUGACGAUUUCGUCCCGACAUACUUCAAGGGCGUCCGGUCCAGCACCGCCUCCGUCAAGCCGACCCUGUAGCUUUCAAAAACGACAUUCGCUCUUACAUGUUCGACCGGUCAGAUGAAACACUAUUGGAUCAAGCAAAAAUGGAUAGGCUAGAGUCACUCUGGAGUCACGUGCAACGCAUUCACGCAAGGGCGAAGCGAUGCAACGAUAAUAAUAAAGACGAAAAUGCUUGGGCAAGAGUGGUUUGGGACGCUCUGGAAGCGGUAGUCGAAGAGGGUGACAUGACUUGCCUAGAAAUUAACAGCGUCCAGUCUCAAAAUAUACAUUCCGAUUUCCUAUCCAUAGGCACUUCUGGGCUGACUGUAUCCAAGAAGGCGGACUUUGUGCUUGCAUUUAACGAAGACGACGAUGACGACGUUCGCAGAGUCUAUAAGAAUUUCAGAUCCAUUAAUGCGGGUGCCACACUCAGCCCAAUGACAGACGCAUACACCUCUGGGGUUACUCUUGCAUGUGCCAUAGAGCUAAAGGAGGCUGGGGGAAAAGCCACAGAGGCCGAAAUGCUGCUUGCGGUCUACCAUGCAGCUAUGCUGUGGAAAAUUCGGGAGCUGAUCAAUAUGAGACGAAGAACGCCUAUGAACGAGGAGGAAGUUGAGAAGCUGGUGCCAUCAGUGGUAGGAUGGACUGUCAUCGGACACAAGUGGUCAUUGUACAUUUCCAGUUUAUUGCCUGACAACAGUAUUGUACGUCAUAACUCCUCUUUCGAAUGUCUUUGUUUUUCACUGAUGUUUUAUUCGUUAGAUGUGCCAGGGACCUUUCGAUGGGUUGCAGGCCAGUACUUCCACCCGUCACGGCAUACUCCUCCUUCUUGACUUGUUAAAACGUGUGGCUGUGAUGGCUUCCAGUAAGCUAUGGCCAACAAUGCGAGAGAUACUUGACGGAGAAGAGAUUAGAGGUUGGAGACAUCAUUUUGGGAAGGUAAACGAUAGUGAGAUGUGAAUUGAAAACUAAGAUACGAACUUUUCCAUGCGCCACCACGGUAGUCAUUUUGACGUCCGCCCUACCCAGACUCUGGUUCCACCUCACCCAUACAGUCGCUUGCAAAACCGGCUUCCCCUCCCAGCGCGCCGCAAGAUUCUCUCCAAGCCACUUUUGGCGGUCGCCUUACUAAACUAAGCUAAGCGACAAACAAGGGUGCUGUCACUUCAUGGAGUGGCGAUCUUAUAAGCUGCGCCACAUGUGGCUUUGCUCUCUUAUAAUUUACACUUCACACUCUGCACUCCCA
Mytilinidion resinicola is the source of this 1354-nucleotide messenger RNA. RefSeq lists its product as uncharacterized. The transcript has 3 exons. The record is from RefSeq and is a predicted model, not a curated record. NCBI's taxonomy places the organism in Eukaryota, Fungi, Ascomycota, Dothideomycetes, Mytilinidiales, Mytilinidiaceae. The coding region runs from base 171 to 941 and encodes 256 amino acids.